UAUUUAUACAGCGAUAAAAUAUUGCUGUUAUGUGAAAGAAAGCAGUGUGUUCCCGAGAAUAUGUGGAAACGUAAAUUCAAACAACUUGUAGCAUUGUAAAUCGGGUCUCUUGCAUCCAUGCUAGUUUCCGUUUUUCGGUUUCCGUAGCAGAAAACCGUGAAGUGUAAUCGCGCAGUAGAACAGAGUGAUUUUCCAGUGCGUAGCACCUUUGUUUUUGUCUGUGCAGAAGUCGGUGAAGUAUUUUCUUGGUGCAAAAAGUGCAAGUGAUGUGUGCCACUGCUGGUUAGCAUAGUUAAAACGCAGUUUUUCCACUAGCUCACUAUUGUUCCCUAUAGAAUUCUACUCUCUUUCAUUCUCGUCCAAACCCUUGCGUGAAAAGGUACUGUGUGGAUUCGGAUGUGCAUGUGUGUGUAUGCGGGGAACGAUUGCAAUGUUUUCAAUCGCCAAGACAAUCAUGGCGACGGCUGCUUAGUGAUUACGUCCUCGCGAUCCACGGUCCGCAGUAGUGAAGUGUACACUUUCAUUCGUUGCGUCCAUGUACGCAGGGAUUCAGUGUUGCUUCCGAUGGAAAGCGAGCAGGAAAUGAUUCAUUCCUGUCAAUAAUUACGGGCAAAGGAAACGGAUUUGUUUUGACUCUUUGUUUUUUCGUUCCAUUUUGCGAUCAGUUGUCGUCUGUAUGAAGCUGUCGGUGUUUACUACGGUGUAAAAGUGUGUGCAACGCGUCGAGUGGAAAAGCGGAAAAUCAUUGCAAAGAUCUUUUUUCUUCCCCCGGAAGGUAUACAACAACCCAGCAGCUGAUGCUUAUUAGUGGAUGUAAUUCGUGAUACUGUGUGCAUCCUUGUGGAAGGAUUUCAGAAACUAUAAUUAAACAGAAACACAAGAGAAGAAACUGAUCCACGAUUAGUGGUAUUAUUUUGCAUUCCAUUCAUUUCUGGUGUGCAAGAGCAACGUAUUUUCAGUUCUGGUUAUGUGAAGACAAUCGUAAUACGCACCCGUACCUGAUGCAUUAGUCUAGCCUCAUUUUGUCCAACUACCAAUGCCGGCCAGCUGAGUGUGGUGUGUUAGACAUGAUCAAUACCAUCAUCAUCACUCUCCUAGAGCCGGACAGGCGCUAGAGAGUUGUGAAUUUCAUUCUUUAGUCGUGUAUACUACGAGGAGCAAAGAAGAAUUAGGCGAGACGUGAAAAAGAGAGAACGGCUUGCUAAAAGGGUAUCAGAAACACGGACUCCAGGAGUGAAAUAGGCGGUCAGCAGAGAAGUCCAAGAACUUAUAUAUAGUACAGCCGAUUAUCAGCGUAAGGGUGUUCGCCCUAUAGCGAAGCAUAAUCGGAAUAAGCAUGCCGCCAGAGUUGGUGAUAAUGCCGGACGGUUCGGAGCGUAUACCGAAUGGCCAGCAUCAAAACCGGUACCAUCGACAACGGAACAAAACCCUCGCUAAUCAUCGCCAAUCCUCGCGUCAUCAUCGAGUGAUGCUGUUGGUCGCAAUGGUCCUGAUGAUGCUGCAGCUGAUACCAUGCGCCCAAGCGGACAUUCUUGUCUAUCAGAUGCAGAACGAUCAGAUCAUCGAAGAAUUUCGCGACCUUCCGGCCACCUUUGGGGGUGACAUUCCUGAUUCCGGGCUGAAGGUUCUGGCCGACAAAGCCGAUCCACCGGAUGGUUGUAUGGAAAUGAGCGCCGCACCGAAUUCGACGAGCAAAUUUGCGGUAGUGAUUUCUCGCUACAACUGUUCGUUCGAGGUGAAGGUACGAAAUGCCCAACAGGCUGGAUAUGCCAUGGUCAUUGUACACAACGUGGGCAGUAACGAUUUGGAGCAUAUGUCUGCCAACCAUCCGCAGGAUCUGCUCAUCCCGUCGGUGUUUGUGGGCGAAAGCAGCGGACGCAGCAUCAUCGAGAUGUACCUGUACGAUCGAGGUUACGCACUUGUCAUCACCGAUGACAUCCCGUUCAACAUUAGCAACAAUCUGAUUAUUCCGUUCGCCAUUGUAGUUGGGUUGUGCUUUAUCAUUAUGCGUGUCUUGCAGGUGCUGUUCAUGAUUAUCCGUUGCAUUCGUGAACGCCGUCGACGGAUGCGGCAUCGGUUGCCUGCCCGUGUGCUCCGACGGAUCGGAAUUGUAAAGUUUGCCAAAGGCAUGAAUUUCGACGUUUGUGCCAUCUGUCUGGAAGAUUUUGUUGAAAACGAGCGAUUGCGGGUGUUGCCCUGUCGGCAUGCAUAUCACGCGAUCUGCAUCGAUCCUUGGUUGACAAAGAAUCGCCGCGUUUGUCCUAUUUGUAAACGGAAGGUAAUUAUACGCGGGGAAGCACGUCAACGACGCUACUCCAGCGACAGCAUGUCCUCUACGAAUGCGGACGAAUCGACACCACUGCUAAACUCGUCGGAUAACAGUGGAGCGAGUAGCGGUGGUGGUGCUGCUGCAGCAGCAGUAGUAACCGCGCCUCCUGCGACAUCGUCUUCCACACCAGUCACUCCCGGCAAUACGGUCCCACCAUCAAGGGACGCAGGUGGUGCAACGGCGCAAGGUGCUUCACCGCAAAGGGAACAGCAACAACUCCAGCAGAAUGCUGUUCCCAGCAGCCAUGUGAUGGAAGUGCCACCAUCGGACGAUGACGACGAGCUGUUGGAUGAUCGAAAUGUACCAAGUGCACGUUGGUUGUUGCGUGGCCGUACUUCCUCCCAACAACAGCAGCAACAGCAACCAUUAAACGAAUCACCUUAUAGUCCGAUUGGUGACAAUGUGGUUUCCUUCCCCCGUUGGAGGUUUUUCCAAAGAUUUUUCACAAGAUCUUCGACGCAGGCCGAAAACGUAGCCGACAUUCAACAGGAGCCACCGCCCAACCAGCCACCAUCGUCUUCGCCGGGAAAUCCCACCUCACCGUUAGGUACCGGUAACAACAUCCUCAAUGCGCAUCUGUCCGGUUCGUUCCACGGUUCGGAGGAUACGACCGAUGACGAGCUGCUCGAUGCAAUGCGCCGCGACAGGACAAAGCAUCGUCAGUUCCGCUCAGCACCGGACAUGCCCUCGACCAGCGUCGGAGCCCGUAUCGGUGUGAUCGCAUUGCCGAACGUGAAUUUUAACCCGGUCGGCGGGGUAGCAGCAGCGACAGCAGCACCAACACCAUCACCACCACCAACCGAACCUGCAUCCGGUGAUAGCAAUAGACGCGUCCCGAGGCGUUCGCGUCGGCAACGGUGGCACGACACGAAUGGCAACAAUAGCCACAUUGUGUAGAUAAACGGUUAAAUGCGUGGAAAAAAGCAGAAGGUGCGUGUGUGUAGUGUAGCCGUGGUGGGGGCUACGAAAGGCGAUGUGUGUUUUAGGAUAAUUUUAAACAGGAUAGCAAAUUGGAGUGUGAAUUACCCGCUGUACACGCGGAAGAACUAAAAAAGAGCACUACCGAUACACCUAUCAUUUAUCAUCAGAGCCAGCAUAAUGUGCGACCAUAUUGAUGUCGCUUACACACGUGAUAUAGAGUACAUAUAUAUGUAAGCAUAACAGCAAGAAAAGGAAAAAAGAGCAAGGAUUUUGUUUUUUUUUUAAGAUUUGGAACGUUCCCGACGAUGCCGUGUAACGCAAGAGCUAAUGCGCAAUACAACCACUAUAUCAACCCUGGUCGAUUAUCUUGUACGUGACUUGCUCCGCUGCAAGAUAUGAGACUCUCGAAUGAGUUAAAAUUAACAAACUUCCGAUUGUGAACUUUCUUUUGCUAGGUGCCCCUUAAGCCCCCGGCAUACUGUGUAUUGCAUUGCCUUAGUUUAGCCUUGCGGCUAUCAUCAACAUCAACCUGGCAAUCGUCGCUUUCUGUUGAUCUAAUUUACCUUAUUACCUUUUACAAGUAUAUAGUCAUUCGCAUAUUAUUCGUAUUCGUAUGUUUUCAUUUUACUAACCGGAACUGAUGAGUAGUGCUGAGCAGGAAAAAAGGUCUGUAUUGAUCAGGCGCAAGGUGGUGAGUGUCAUGGAAAGAUGAAACAUUCAGUUUUGUGUGGUUGGCAAGAUAGGGAAAAUACGCAAUACCAAUGUAAAUGUGAUUUUGAGUGUUGAUUUGUUGAAAAAAGCACAUGAGUAGACAACGUCAAGUGCAACGCGUUGUUAGUGUCAUAUUACACUCAACUCAACGUUCAUCUUCCAAGCAGUGGUUCUUAUUUUUAAUUCGCAACGCACUAAACGUGCGAAGCGGUGCAGAAGAGCUAGGCCCCAAACCAGUAGACCAGUAGCAGUAUCUCCGAUUACUCACGAUCAUAAGUAGAGCUUCUUUUGUGUUGCGUCGUCCGAUCCAAACCCCGGAAUUAGAUCCCUCUAAGCGGGCGCCAUCGUCCAUUGGCUCCCAUCUGUGGUUAGUAGUGCUAGAGCGGCGUUAUAAACCCAAAAUGGGUAGUUAUGUAGCGGAUUAGGAAUAAAUAACAUUCAAAGUAAACACAAUCCGUGCGUGUGCGGAUGUGUAUGUGUAACGUGAUGUGUGUAGUAAGUGAACAAAUGAGUAAAUGAAAAGGCACUUUAAGCGACGUACUUUAGUUGAACGGAAAUAGUAAUAGAAAAUGUGCAAGAGUUCAGCUUGCACUAGAAUAACUAUCAACGUCCUUCAAAAGGAGUUGUGAACAGGCAAACAAAAAAUACACACACAGAAGAACUCAUCUCAUGACCGAGGCGUAAAACUCUGAUUGUAACUACUGAAUUCAGCAAAACAAACAACCAUCAUCGAGAACACGGAAUUUACAAUAAAGUGAAACACUA
Molecule: messenger RNA, 4726 nt
Organism: Anopheles moucheti
Lineage: Eukaryota; Metazoa; Arthropoda; Insecta; Diptera; Culicidae
Gene: gzl
Product: E3 ubiquitin-protein ligase Godzilla
Exons: 8
Coding region: 1337-3226 (629 amino acids)
Cellular component (GO): cytoplasm; nucleoplasm
Source: RefSeq, a predicted model, not a curated record